UAUCAUUGAAUGGAGCUAUUAAAGUGGAUUUUUCCCCCAUUCACUUGACUGAAAGAGUAGUUACUUUGAUCUAGGCCUUGAGAGAAUACCAGUCAAUUGAGCAGAUAAUUAUUUUGCCAUUUGACAAGUGGUGAUCUCUGUAUUAGUCAAGAUGGUCACUAAAUGAGGUUGUCUCUUGUCUUUGAAAGGUGGGAAGAAGAACGCUAUCCUGAAGGCAUCAAGUGGAAAUUCCUAGAACAUAAAGGUCCUGUAUUUGCACCACCAUAUGAGCCUCUUCCAGAAAGUGUCAAGUUUUACUAUGAUGGUAAAGUCAUGAAGCUGAGCCCCAAAGCAGAAGAAAUAGCUACAUUCUUUGCAAAAAUGCUCGACCAUGAAUAUACUACUAAGGAAAUAUUUAGGAAAAAUUUCUUUAAAGAUUGGAGAAAGGAAAUGACUAAUGAAGAGAAGAAUACUAUCACCAACCUAAGCAAAUGUGAUUUUACUCAGAUGAGCCAGUAUUUCAAAGCCCAGUCGGAAGCUCGGAAACAGAUGAGCAAAGAAGAAAAAUUGAAAAUCAAAGAGGAAAAUGAAAAAUUACUGAAAGAGUAUGGCUUCUGUAUUAUGGAUAACCACAGAGAGAGGAUCGCUAACUUCAAGAUAGAGCCCCCAGGGCUGUUCCGUGGUCGGGGCAACCACCCCAAGAUGGGCAUGCUGAAGCGGAGGAUCCUGCCUGAGGACAUCAUCAUAAACUGCAGCAAAGAUGCCAAGGUUCCUUCUCCUCCUCCAGGACAUAAGUGGAAAGAGGUCAGACAUGAUAACAAAGUAACUUGGCUCGUCUCCUGGACAGAGAAUAUCCAAGGUUCUAUUAAAUACAUCAUGUUGAAUCCCAGUUCACGAAUCAAGGGUGAAAAAGACUGGCAGAAAUAUGAGACUGCUCGGCGGCUGAAGAAGUGUGUGGACAAGAUCCGAAACCAGUAUCGAGAAGAUUGGAAGUCCAAAGAGAUGAAAGUCCGGCAGAGAGCUGUAGCACUGUACUUCAUUGACAAGCUUGCUCUUAGAGCAGGAAAUGAGAAGGAAGAAGGAGAAACAGCAGACACUGUGGGCUGCUGUUCACUUCGUGUGGAGCACAUCAACCUGCACCCAGAAUUGGAUGGUCAGGAAUACGUGGUUGAGUUUGACUUCCUUGGGAAGGACUCAAUUAGAUACUAUAACAAGGUCCCAGUUGAGAAACGAGUUUUUAAGAACUUGCAGCUAUUUAUGGAGAACAAGCAGCCCGAAGAUGAUCUUUUUGAUAGACUUAAUACUGGUAUUCUAAAUAAGCACCUUCAGGAUCUCAUGGAGGGCUUAACAGCCAAGGUAUUCCGUACAUACAAUGCCUCCAUCACGCUACAGCAGCAGCUAAAAGAACUCACAGCCCCGGAUGAGAACAUUCCAGCAAAGAUUCUCUCUUAUAACCGUGCCAAUCGAGCUGUCGCAAUUCUUUGUAACCAUCAGAGGGCACCACCAAAAACUUUUGAGAAGUCUAUGAUGAACUUGCAGUCUAAGAUUGAUGCCAAGAAGGAUCAGCUUGCAGAUGCUCGGAGGGACCUGAAAAGUGCUAAAGCUGAUGCCAAAGUCAUGAAGGAUGCAAAGACCAAGAAGGUAGUAGAGUCAAAGAAGAAGGCUGUGCAGAGACUGGAGGAGCAGUUGAUGAAGCUGGAAGUUCAGGCCACAGAUCGUGAGGAGAAUAAGCAAAUUGCCUUGGGAACCUCCAAACUCAAUUAUCUGGAUCCUAGGAUCACAGUGGCUUGGUGCAAGAAGUGGGGGGUCCCAAUUGAAAAAAUUUACAACAAAACCCAGCGGGAGAAGUUUGCCUGGGCUAUCGACAUGGCUGAUGAGGACUACGAGUUUUAACCAGUCUGAAGGGGCAGGGUUCUGUGAAAAGGAACAGUGGUUUGGGGAAGAUGGAUAAACUGUGAGCCUCACUUGCCCUCGUGCCUGAGGGAAAGAGGCAGCAAGUCUUAACCAACAUCUUUGCGAAAAGAUAAACCUGGAGAUACUAUAAGGGAGAGCUGAGCCAGUUGUCCUAUGGACAACUUAUUUAAAAAUAUUUCAGAUAUCAAAAUUCUAGCUGUAUGAUUUGUUUUGAAUUUUGUUUUUUAUUUUCAAGGGGGCAAGUGAAUGGGGAUUUGUCAGCAUUCUGCCAGGCAAAUUCACUGUUUCACUGAAGCGUUUGGAUUCUCUUAGCUACUGUAUGCGAAGUCCGAUAUAUUGGUGCGUUUUUACAGUUAGGGUUUUGCAAUAACUUCUAUAUUUUAAUAGAAACGAAUUCCUAAACUCCCUCCCCUCUCCCCCAUUUCAGGAAUUUAAAAUUAAGUAGAACAAAAACCCAGCGCACCUAUUAGAGUCAUCACUCUAUUGUCAUGGGAAUCAGUUUUCAUUAGACUUGAAGCAGUCGUGACAUUGGCAGUGUUUUGGUUCAGACACCUGUUCACAGAAAAGCAUGAUGGGAAAAUACUUCCUGACUUGAGUGUUCCUUUUUAAAUGUGAAUUUUUAUUUUUUUUUAAUUAUUUUAAAAUAUUUAAACCUUUUUCUUGAUCUUAAAGAUCGUGUAAAUUGGGGUAGGGGAGGGAUGAAGGGUGAGUGAGUCUCUACGGAUAAUGAAAUAAUCAAUGAAUGAAACCAUUUUCCCAUCAUUCUUUGUUCAGAGCAUCCUCUGUACCCUUUAAAAAUCCAUCUUUUUUUCUUUUCAAACCCUGGUCUUUCACUUGAAAAAUUUUAUUGUAUGAAAAGGUCCACAGGUCAAUAAAUUUAGAGGAAAAUGAGUAUUUGGCCCAAAAGAAGAAAAAUAAUCAAGAUUUUAGGGCUUUUAUUUUUUUUCUUUUGUAAUUGUGUAAAAAAUGGGGAAAAACAUAAAAAGCAGAAUUUUAAUGUGAAAACAUUUUUUGCUAUAAUCAUUAGUUUUAGAGGCAUUGUUAGUUUAGUGAGUGCAGAGUCCAUUUCCCACAUCUUUCCUCAAGUAU
Messenger RNA from Fukomys damarensis (Damara mole-rat), 2982 nucleotides. It is a transcript of the gene Top1, whose product is annotated as DNA topoisomerase I. NCBI's taxonomy places the organism in Eukaryota, Metazoa, Chordata, Mammalia, Rodentia, Bathyergidae. The record is from RefSeq and is a predicted model, not a curated record. Bases 163 to 1872 code for a protein of 569 amino acids. Gene Ontology annotation, molecular function: DNA binding; DNA topoisomerase type I (single strand cut, ATP-independent) activity. Gene Ontology annotation, biological process: DNA replication; chromosome segregation; DNA topological change. Gene Ontology annotation, cellular component: nucleolus; chromosome. The transcript has 13 exons.